This is a messenger RNA of Thermochaetoides thermophila DSM 1495, 1377 nucleotides long. RefSeq lists its product as uncharacterized. The coding region runs from base 1 to 1377 and encodes 458 amino acids. NCBI's taxonomy places the organism in Eukaryota, Fungi, Ascomycota, Sordariomycetes, Sordariales, Chaetomiaceae. The transcript has a single exon. The record is from RefSeq and is a predicted model, not a curated record.
AUGUCCCAACUACAAAGGCGCGCACUUAAGGGAGAGAAAACAAUGUCGAAAAAGGCGCGCGCGAAGCGUGAGGCCGGGCUCUCUCCCUUUCAGUCCCCAAGUGCCUCUGGGGCACCUUCUCCUGCAGUAUCGCAGCCAAGCUCACGGCCGGGCUCACGGCCAGGCUCACGACUCAGCUCGCGCCCCGCGAGUCACUAUGGAUCCGAUGAUGAGUUUGAAGGCGAUGAUUACCUUGGAUUCGAGGACUCAGCUUCGGCUUCUUCAGGGGAGGAGGGUCUCACCUGGGCAGACCGUCUACUUGAUCUCAUCCGCGAGCUUCAAGGCCACAAAGACCAGAAGCGCACGAGUGUCCAAGAUCGCGAGUUGGCUCUUGCAGGUUACAGCCAUAUUCUCAGACACCAUUACGCAGAGGAGCAUCUUUCCUCUGUCCUCGACGAUAUCCUUCCCACUUUUUUGAAGCAGAUCCGGGCAGGGCGCAGCAACAAGGAGCGCGCGCGCGCAUUGCAGGCUUUCACUCUUACACUUCUUACCUGCCCUUCCGAUAAAGAUUACGAGCAGGCCAUUUCGGCUUUGAAGACUGUGUGUGAGGACGUGGAAGACAAUAAUGUCAAGAUUGAUGCUAUCCACGCGCUCUGUGUUGCCGUGAUCUAUGGCGGGGGCAACAAUGCCGCAACCGAAGAGUUGCUUGAUUUCUUCCUGGAGAUUGUUUCAACUGACGGAGAUUCGGUCAGAGCUCCCGAUGAUGGGUCAGUGGUCACAGCUGCCUUGCAGGCAUGGGCGUUUCUCGCUACGCAUGUGGACGACUUGACGGUAAAGGGAGAAGAAGCCGUGGAGUCAUUUUUAGACCAGCUGGAUAGUGCAGACUCGGACGUCAAGGUGAAUGCCGGCGCGAACCUUGCGCUGCUGUUCGAAGCCGCCCGUGAGCAAGAGGAAGAGACUGGACAGAGCUUCAUCACGGCGUACAACCAGCAUCGCAUCAUGACACAAAUGGCCAAGAUUAUGCGUGACUCAUCAAAGACGAUAUCCAAGAAAGGCCGUCGCCACGUACGGACCAACUUUUCCAGCAUUGUCACCUCGGUCGAGCGUGGAAAGGGUCCCGGGUACUCGACCGCUGGCCGAUGGGGCAAUCCACACACGGGUGGAACUGCAGAAGAAGAAAUUGAUGGGGGUUUCGCUGAGUUUGGAUAUCGUGAAAAGAUUCGUCUUCCGAACCGGUGGAUAGUGAUCAAUACCUGGUUUCUUCGGGCCCGGGCCGAGCUUCUGAAGACAUUGCUUGGUGGAGGAUUAUUGGUCCAUUAUGAAGAGAACCCAACUGUUAGAGAGCUCUUCCGCGGGGCGGAUGUUGAAUUUACUCCGGCCAAGAAGUUUAGAAAGUGA